Molecule: messenger RNA, 2429 nt
Organism: Nylanderia fulva
Lineage: Eukaryota; Metazoa; Arthropoda; Insecta; Hymenoptera; Formicidae
Product: UDP-glucuronosyltransferase 1A9
Molecular function (GO): UDP-glycosyltransferase activity
Source: RefSeq, a predicted model, not a curated record
UUUAAAUUAUCACGUGGUGUAAUAUAAUCAAAACGUAAAUCCGAAUCCAGGUUCGUGAUAAUGUAGAUGUAAAUCUUUCCCGCUUCUCAGCGGGAGAGCCGGCAUGCGAGAUCCAGUUGAUACUCCUACAUCCAUAAAAGAGACGAGUUGGAGCCUCCUCACACACUGUCAUCUGUCAUCGCUCGUCUCCCGAGCGUUCUGCGUUCGGAUGAGAAUUAUAUAUUCCUACGCCGGUGCUUGGUUGGAGGUUUAGAAACAACGAGAAACAUCUUUUCGACUCUGUCAAACUUCUGCAGUUUUAUUCUCCGAUUUAAUCAAGAAAUUAAAGGGUGUUUGGAGAAAUUUUGUGUAGAUACAUUUUAAGCCAAUUUUUUUAUAUUUUAUUUGUGCGAAUAAUUUUGUUUGAGAAAGUUAUAUAUGUCGUUUUUUAUAUAAGUAACACAUAUUUAUCAUGUUGCCUCUAAUUAAUUUGUAUAUAUAUUUUUAUUUAUUUCGAGCUGCAAGUAGCUCGAUAAUGACAACACCUCCUCUGUCGGCUUUGAUAGUUGCGUUUGAAAGUGUAUAUGAUUUAUCGUUACUCGCUAAUACUUUGUCGGAUCAGGGAAUUGAUACAACAUUGAUAAUACCAUCUUACUCUGAAAACGAUCUUUAUAAUAAUCUAAUUGACGUCGAAGUAUUGAAACUAAACGUUAAUAUUGAUAAAUCGGCGACUGUUGAUAAACACGCAUUAGAAGCCUGCGAUAGUCUCUUCCGGGAUGACGAGAUAAUGAAAAAAAUACGAGAAUUUCAACCUACAUUCACUAUAUUUCCAGCAUUAAGACACGAUGGCUGCUUGCUUCCAUUUGUCAAAUAUAUUGAAUCCAUUCCAGUAAUUUGGAUAAAGAACCCGGAUGAAGAACUGUAUGCAUUAGAAUGCACUGGAGUUGCUCUGCCGAUACACAGUGGUGGAUUCUGGUCAAGACUCACAACGAGUUUUGCAGGAAGAUCCAUAUUCUCUGCUGCUAAAAAUGACUAUCUAACUCCUGCUUUAAAAUUAGCAAUUAAAUAUCUACCAGAUGUUAAUUUUGACUUAGAUCAUCUUUAUUCUGAUGUCCGUCUAGUACUUUGGGGAGCUGAUACGGUGUUACGUUCCAGUUUUGCAGUUUUAUCACAAUUACUCGUAGAGGUCGGUUGCCAUCAUUGCAGAGGCGUACAUCCUUUAUCCGGAGAUUUACAAAAAUCAUUAAUUGAACAUAGAUUGGGUACUAUUGUUGCUCUAUUAGACAAGAAUUAUGAAAUACUAAUACAAGAAUUGGCGAAGAAAUUGCCUCAAGGUAGAGAAGGUCAAGCUAUUGUGUGGAGAAUUAACAAGGGCGAGACAAGUAUCGCUGCACCGGAGAAUCUUUUUAUUCGCGGAGAUAUUGAUCGACAAGACCUCAUAGGUUACAGCCGAACCCGAGUGGUGUUGAGUCAUUGUGCCGAAACGGAAUUCCUGGAAGUCGCCUUUCACGGAACCCCCGUGAUAUGUCUACCUAGGGACACGCACGAGUCUCGCAAUUCUGCCCGCGCGGUCGAGCUGGGCUUCGCUCGUUCCAUCGAGAACGGCUACGACUCGGCCGAGGAGAUGGCGAACGUCGUGCACGAGAUGCACGAGACUGCAGCUUAUCGCGAGAACGCGCGAAAGGUUUCCCUGGCGAUACGCGAUAGGCUCAAUCCGGCCUCGGACAGGCUCAUCUACUGGCUGAACUAUGUCGCGAGGACGAAGGACGACGACCGAAAGUUUCACAGAGCCAAGAGCCAAACGAGGACGCUCACGGAGGAUAUUCAGUUCUUCGUGGGUCUUCUGGUAGGCGUGAUCUUCGGGAUCGUCUCCACGGGCUGCGCGGUGGUCGCGCGAUACCUAAUGACGGCCAGCAAAGUCCAAAAGUCAAAGGGACGAUACACGCGAUGAUGAUGAUGAUGAUGAUGAUGAUGAGGAGGAGCAUCAUUACAGUCAAGACAUUGAUGUAUACACAAUAAUAUUAGCUGGAAGUUUCAAGGAUUGAAUUGGCGGUGUUUUUGCGCAACACGAAUUAGACUCACGUGAGAUUCCUCUCGCAGUAAUCAGGACUGUCCUCGAGAUAAACUAGAUCCGUCUUGUUCGGUCGUUUGAGAUCAGGACGCGCCGGUCUGAGCCUAGCUGGUCUUCUUCCACCACGUUGAGCCAAUCGUACCAGAGCGGCACCCUCGUGCAAAGCUGCCAGAGCAACUCCGGCCAUCCUGAAUGCCGGAAGUCUUCUCCAGCACACACGCACGCUACACGAACCGGACAUACCUGUCGCGUUAAGAAAAAAGGGAAAAAGAAAAUAAGAGUGAAAGAGUCGUUCGAUAAAUGAAGAAAGAAGGAUUACAAAAUGCGCUAUAAUAUACAUGUAAAAAUUAUGAUGUAUUAUAUUUGAGGUAGAGACAGA